GUAGUUUGACAUUUGUGCGUGCUAUUUCUAUAAUCAGCUGUGCUGCCGAUGGCACCUUAUUAAAUGCACCUUGGACAAUUGUUUGUUUACGCGCAAAAAAAUAAAAAGAUAUAGAGAAUGGCAGACUCACAAAUUGAAAAGAAAUGGAACCACAACCAAAAAAAACUGCUCCUCACAACAAGGUUGCGCAACGAACCAGAUUUCUGCGCAAAGCGUAAAAAGCGGACAGUUUUAUGGGAAAAGGUCUUGCGGGAAAUUAAAGAAGUGGAUGACACCUUUCCAUUCUCGCGGGAUGAUAUCACCAGAAAGUUUUUAAACUUCUGUGUGACAUAUAAGAGAAUUAAAAGGCACAACAACACUUCUGGAGAAGCAGCCACAACUUGGGAGUUUUUCGAGGAAAUGGACGAAGUCUAUGGUUCCCGGUCUGAUAUUGCUGUCCCUGCUUCAACUUUAGAAAGUUCUCUUUAUGACAUUCUUUCAGACACGCAGGUGGAUCCUCCAGAAAUGGUUAUGUCAACAGAACCUGCUACGAAAAAGAAAAAGUGUGAAGUAUUGGAAUUUUUAAAGCAGCAGGCCUGCAAUGACAAAGAAUCAAUACAAAAUUUGAUACCUAGAAAUAGAAGAUAAGAAGUUAGAUGUGGAAAAGCAGAAGUUGGAAGAAAUGCGCAGUUUGCGUAUUCUCUUAAGUGAAGUUAUUAUCAAAAAAUAAUAUAAAAAUGUGAUUUAAAAAGAGACUUGUUUAAAGUUAAUCUUGUGCUGUUCCAAAAAUGAAUUUAAAUAAUUUACCUUUAUAAGUGCCUUUAUUGUACCUAAAAAUUAAUUUAACUGAAAUAUUUUAAGUUGUUUUUAUUAGUUAAAAAGCAAUGGAUUCUAAAGCUGAUAUUUUAUUUUAAAUAAUAAAUAAUUAAAAACCGAAA
Messenger RNA from Calliphora vicina (urban bluebottle blowfly), 917 nucleotides. RefSeq lists its product as uncharacterized. The transcript has 2 exons. NCBI's taxonomy places the organism in Eukaryota, Metazoa, Arthropoda, Insecta, Diptera, Calliphoridae. The record is from RefSeq and is a predicted model, not a curated record. The coding region runs from base 118 to 627 and encodes 169 amino acids.